UAUGAGUUUCGUGCAAAUUAGAUCUCAACUUCCGGUUCCGGGUCAUCACUAGUGAAUUGAAAAUGGAGGAGACGAGAAGCAAGCAGUGGUGUUCUGUUUCUCUGAGUAACAAAGACGCGGUGCCUUGUGUUUUUCGGUCGGAGUUAACUGCAAGAUUAGUGUUUGCUUGUGGUCACGAAGAUGUUGCUGUUGCUGAUAGUGUUGCUUUGGACCACGACUACGACGGACGACCAUCGCCUGCAUUGAUUACAGGAAAGAGAGUACCUGGGAUCUUUGGAUCCUCCAAUGGGACCAUGGAUGAAAUGGAGGUAAAGCCGCUGAUCUCUGACUGUCACGAGACUGAAAUGCACCAGGUUGACCUGAGAUUGAUUGUGAAAGAAGAAGACAUAAAAGAGGAGGAAUAUGGUCAUAUGAUAUCAUGUCCGGUCAAAGAAGAAGAAAAGCCCUUUGCAGAACGUCACUGUAAAAUUGAAACAGACGAAACCGACGAUACAGACUCUAACGAUGAAACACUACAGACACCAGCGGAGGUUGAAGUGGAGAUUGAGGAGGACGAGCAGCACGAUAACCAGCUGGAAAGUGUAUCAGAGCACACAAAUGUAACACAACAGAGGAUCCAUGGACAAAAUGAUGGACUCAACUUGCGACUCAAAGGAAGGCUUCACCACUGCACAGUCUGCGGGAAGAGUUUCACAGCCCUGACAGAACUCAAGAAACACCAGCAAACACACACUGUUAGUGUGAAUGAACAGCAGAACAAGACUGAUGGCAAAAAGACUCGUAACUGUGGGAGAGCUUUUAAGCGUUCAAUUCUUAAAAAGCACAUGCUUACACACACUACAAAAAAGCCUCAUAUAUGUGCCCAUUGUGGAAAAACAUUUAAAAGAUCCUCAAUUCUUAAAAAGCACAUGCUUACACACACUACAAAAAAGCCUCAUAUAUGUGCCCAUUGUGGAAAAACAUUUAAAAGAUCCUCAAUUCUUAAAAAGCACAUGCUUACACACACUACAAAAAAGCCUCAUAUAUGUGCCCAUUGUGGAAGAGCUUUUUCACUCAUGUCAAAUCUUAAAACCCACAUGCGAACACACACUAUAGAGAGUUCUCAUGUAUGUGCUCAUUGUGGAAAAGCUUUUACGAAAUCCUCACAUCUUAAACAACACAUGCUCACACACUCUGGAGAGAAGUCUCAUAAAUGUACCCAUUGUGGAAAAACAUUUAAAAAAUCCUCAAAUCUUAAAAAACACAUGCUUACACACACUGGAGAAAAGCCUCAUAAAUGUGACCAGUGUGGAAAAGCUUUUUCACAAAUGUCAGUUCUUAAAACCCACAUGUUUGUACAUUCUGGAGAAAAGCCUCAUAAAUGUGACGAGUGUGGAAAAGGUUUUUCACAAAUGUCAAGUCUUAAAACUCAUAUGCCAAUUCAUGGUGGAGAGAAGCCUCAUAAAUGUACCCAUUGUGGAAAAACAUUUAAUAGACCCUCAAUUCUUAAAAAACACAUACUUACCCAUACUGGAGAAAAGCCUAAUAAACAUGUCCAGUGUGGAAAAGCUUUUUCACAAAUUUCAGGUCUUAAAUCCCACAUGUUUGUACAUUCUGGAGAAAAGCCUCAUAAAUGUGACCAGUGUGGAAAAGCUUUUUCACAACUUUCAGGUCUUAAAACCCACAUGUUUGUACAUUCUGGAGAAAAGCCUCAUAAAUGUGACCAGUGUGGAAAAGCUUUUUCAGUCUAUUCAAAUCUUAAAAAUCAUAUGUCAAUUCACAGUGGAGAGAAGCCUCAUAAAUGUGACCAUUGUGGAAAAGCUUUUUCACAACUUUCAGGUCUUAAAACCCACAUGUUUGUACAUUCUGGAGAAAAGCCUCAUAAAUGUGACCAGUGUGGAAAAGCUUUUUCACAACUUUCAGGUCUUAAAACCCACAUGUUUGUACAUUCUGGAGAAAAGCCUCAUAAAUGUGACCAGUGUGGAAAAGCUUUUUCAGUCUAUUCAAAUCUUAAAAAUCAUAUGUCAAUUCACAGUGGAGAGAAGCCUCAUAAAUGUGACCAUUGUGGAAAAGCUUUUUCACAACUUUCAGGUCUUAAAACCCACAUGUUUGUACAUUCUGGAGAAAAGCCUCAUAAAUGUGACCAGUGUGGAAAAGCUUUUUCAGUCUAUUCAAAUCUUAAAAAUCAUAUGUCAAUUCACAGUGGAGAGAAGCCUCAUAAAUGUGACCAUUGUGGAAAAGCUUUUUCACAACUUUCAGUUCUUAAAACCCACAUGUUUGUACAUUCUGGAGAAAAGCCUCAUAAAUGUGACCAGUGUGGAAAAGGUUUUUCUGUCUUGUCAAAUCUUAAAAAUCAUAUGUCAAUUCACAGGGGAGAGAAGCCUCAUACAUGUGAAGUGUGGAAAAGCUUUUUCACUAAUUUCAACUCUUAAAACCCAUAAGCUAAUACACACUGUCAAAAAGCCACAUACAUGUUUUCUUUAUGAAAAAGCAUUUGCAACACUCAGCUCUGAAAUGCUUACUUGCACACACACACACACACACACACACCCCCUAUAUCCCUCAUGAGUUUUUUGAAAACCAUAGGCAAAAGAGAGAAACCUCAUUCAUCUAGUGUCAAAAGGUUUUCUCACAUAUGUCAAAUCUUAACUAAACCAAAGCCUACCAAACAUAUGGUGGUACCGGCUGAGCGAGGCACCGGUUGCUCUUGGUGUACAACGACGGUGUAUGAUUGUGUUUGGGGAAAAGGGAGGUAUGAUUUUGUGCAAGGUUCUGACUUGUCAGUGACCGUAACAUUAUGAGAGAACAGAAACACGCUUAUGCUUUUAUGUAAACUAUGUAAGCUACUAUGUAAACUUUCUACAAAUGGCAUAUUACACAUUAAAAGUUCCUCCUUGAAUAUUGAA
Messenger RNA from Alosa sapidissima (American shad), 2885 nucleotides. Its product is annotated as zinc finger protein 665-like. Gene Ontology annotation, biological process: regulation of transcription by RNA polymerase II. Lineage: Eukaryota; Metazoa; Chordata; Actinopteri; Clupeiformes; Clupeidae. Gene Ontology annotation, molecular function: DNA-binding transcription factor activity; RNA polymerase II cis-regulatory region sequence-specific DNA binding. The transcript has 3 exons. The record is from RefSeq and is a predicted model, not a curated record. The coding region runs from base 63 to 2411 and encodes 782 amino acids.